Messenger RNA from Nematocida minor, 1122 nucleotides. RefSeq lists its product as uncharacterized. Bases 1 to 1122 code for a protein of 373 amino acids. The transcript has a single exon. NCBI's taxonomy places the organism in Eukaryota, Fungi, Microsporidia. The record is from RefSeq and is a predicted model, not a curated record.
AUGAAAAGCGUUGCAUUCCUUGCAUGUCUCCUGACAGUCUCCGCAUACUCUGUGGGAAUAGACUUGUCCAUGUGCUCACCCGAUAGAAUGUACUGCUUCGAUGACAUUACACAGUCUAUAGUAAAAGUAGGCGCGCACUCCCUCACCGCCCCCUUUGGCGUCUCCUACGAAGAGCCCGGCUCUCUGCCAUUCAACAUGCACUACCACUCGAAUCCAGCCAACUUCUCGCAGCCCGACACCUCAGAUAGGGAGGUGUGGCAGGAGCUCAGAGCCCUCCAGAAAAACUACAAAAGAAACCUCAAAGCAGCAGCUAGAUGCGAUGUGGGAUACAACAUGAACAAGGCAGUGCACAGGCAAAUGUCUAUAGAUAAUAUGUACAAGAGAAGGGCACGGCUGGCACCCGAAUGCGGUGUAGAUCACAUGGCAGUCAGAUGCAAAGUAAUACCAGCCAUCCACGCAAUGCACAGUGGAAUGAUGCAGAACAGAGUAAUUCAUGCACAUGCUCCCAUGGCAUCUUCUGUGGUAUCUCCCAUGGUAGUUAGAAUUAGGGGCGGUAUGGGCCAAGGAGGAAGCAUGGGCUCUGAUGGCUAUCACGACGAGUGCGAUGAAAGACACAUUGUCACCAGAACACCGAGAGCCAUAUGCUUCACAAAGCCUAAGAAACAGUUCCUGACAGUGCAGUGCUGCAAGGUGUCAAGAAUUCCCGUCAGAGGAGGAGGAGCACGCAAGACGCCCUGUAUAUGCGCUGAUGGCUCGCCAGCUGAGCCUAUGAUGUCGUACCCUGGGGGCAUAGAUGCAGGGAUGCAGACUGACCCUGAAACAGAAGAUGCAGGCGUGCAGACAGAUCCUGAAACAGAAAAUGCAGGGGUGCAGACAGAUCCUGAAACAGAAAAUGCAGGGGUGCAGACUAACUCUACAGGAACAGGCACUGAUCCACUGACAGAAGAGAUAGCCACACAGGUGCAGAUGGCAAAUGACAAUAAUCAGGGUUUACUAAAUACUAAAAGAAGAUUUUAUGUUCCUGGCAUUUAUUCGAGUCUGGCCUCAGAAAGAGACAAGGCGUUUGAGGAAGAAGUACGCGAAGCCAACGCACUCACUGGAGGGUCAUACAGGCGCAAAUAA